AUGAUAUGCAAAAAAAAAAAAUUUGAUGCGUUUGAAGGAGGAGAAGGCGCAUUCAAGAAGUUGAAGAUCGAGCCGGGAACGAGCAGCGGGAGCACCAGCGGCUCAGCCGCCGCCGCGGCCGCCGUGGGGAGUCUGACCCACGCGGGACAGUCCUCCGGGCACGGACCCAGCGCGGCCACCACCACUUGCCCCACGCCGGCUCGAAGGAGGCAUCGGACUACUUUCACACAGGAACAGCUGCAGGAAUUGGAAGCAGCCUUUUCCAAGUCUCACUAUCCAGAUAUCUACUGCCGAGAGGAGCUGGCCAGGAUCACCAAGCUCAAUGAGGCGCGGAUCCAGGUCUGGUUCCAGAACAGACGGGCCAAGUACCGGAAGCAAGAGAAGCAGCUGCAGAAGGCGUUCGCGCCGUCGGUCAUUCCGCAGUGCAAUUCGGCGGCGGCCGUGAUGAGGAACAUUUACCCGACGGGGGCGAGGGGGGGGUAUCAGCCGUAUCCGGGUCCGGGGACAUUCAACACCAUCAACAGCAUGAAUCGAUAUUCGCAGGAUAUGUUUCAGAUGUCGGCGUCUUCGUACAACGCGAUGGCUCAGCCCUUCGGCAUGGGGCCGUCGACGGGGAACAUCGGGAAUAUGGCGACCAUGCGGCAAGAUUCCAUGGUUCCGAUGGGGGAAGAGGACUGGUACAACAAAAGCCUGUCGGCCCUGCGGAUGAACACGUCGAAUUCCCACUCCAAUCUUCCUGACUAUCUGUUCAAACUGCUACUGAUUGGGGAUUCUGGUGUGGGAAAAUCCUGUCUGCUUCUCAGAUUUGCUGAUGACACAUACACAGAGAGUUACAUCAGCACUAUAGGAGUUGAUUUUAUUCAUGUUGAAAAUCUGCUGCUUCAUCAUCUCUUCCAGAAAAUCCGUACCAUUGACCUAGAUGGGAAGACAGUUAAACUCCAGAUUUGGGAUACUGCAGGACAAGAAAGAUUCAGAACCAUCACCUCCAGCUAUUACCGGGGUGCCCAUGGCAUCAUCAUUGUCUACGAUUGUACCGAUCAAGAGUCCUUUGCUAAUGUCAGACAGUGGUUGCAGGAGAUUGAGCGUUAUGCAAGUGAGAAUGUCAACAAACUCCUUGUUGGGAACAAAUGUGACCUCACUUCAAAGAAGGUCGUCGAUUACACAACAGCGAAGGAGUUUGCUGACCAGCUCAACAUCCCAUUCUUGGAAACAUCGGCCAAAAAUGCCACAAAUGUGGAGCAGGCUUUCAUGACUAUGGCUGCAGAAAUCAAGAACCGGAUGGGUGAGAGUGAAACGGCCGGCCAUGACCACGGAAAAGUGAAAAUUGACUCAGCUUCUCCAGUUGAUGGCGGGAGCAAAGGAGGUUGUUGUUGAGGAAAGGGAAUGGGGUCAAAUUUCAAAUGCCGUACCUUUCUGUGUCUGGGUGCCUGGAUUCUCAAAUCAUGAUUAAUGUAUGGGUCAACAGAAGCAUGUGGGCCUCCCAAAGGCAACACUCCAUUCACUGUAUAAGUUUAUAUGAAAUUUUUAGUUCUCAAUAUCAGUUUGUCUUUUUGCCCUUCUGCUGAAUCCAAAGAUGCUGAUUGAGGUGUCCCAGUGAUUCCUUGGUUUUUGGUUAUUCAUUGGUCAUUGGUAAAGGCAUCUUAAGUAUUCAGGGAAUUCUAGGAUACAUGGUUUGUCUUACAUAUAAGCUUUCAAUAUUGUCCAGCAUUGUUGCAGCUCUUCAAUGUACCCCUUCUCAUUGCUUUCACUUGCAACCGGUUUUGUGAAAAAGUCAGAAAAGACGGAUUUAAGGUGAUGAAGCUGUAGCAAUGCUUGAACUGAAAGAGUCUUCUAUAUGCACACUCUUGGUUCAUCAAGGAAAUAAUAUAGGCCCUAAAGAAGUUUUAUCAUCAUUAUUUAUUUUCUCUUUGGGAACGGCACUUCAGCAGCAAUGUGAUCUGUAGUUUCAAUCAGUUUCCCCCUUGGCUUGAAUAUUUGGUAUUGUAGCCUUUGUGAGUGGAUGAAUGAACUUGGCCCUUAUGUGAUGUUUAUGCUCCACAGUAUCCUAUCCUUUCACAUAUGCUGUUUGCAAUCACAUUCACACUUUCAGUUUUUUUCUAAAGGAAAAUGUAAUUCCCUGCCAUAUUCAUUGCCUGCUUCACAGUUUCCUUCCACCUUGAAUCGUGCAGGCCAAGGCCUAUUGAAGAAAUGGCUGAUGUAACAAAGGGAGGCAUUGCUAUGUCUCUGGGGGAGCUUCCUUUUUUUUCUUCAAAUUCAGCUCUGCACCUUAUACAGUGAUUUAAUGAUAAACUUGUACUACCUUUGUAAUGGGCCGUGUUAAGUGUAUGGCCUUUGAUUUGGGGUGACCAAUUGACUAAACUGUGACCCAUGCUUGAGGUUGUAUGAUGUGUAAGUUAGAUCACUGUAUUUGUGCAAAAUUCUGUUCCUGGCAGUCAAACAGAAUCUUGCUCUUGGACCAUCCUCAAUGAGAAAUUUAAUCUUUGCUUAGAAUCCAUCCAGGAUGUUUUUCUUUUUUUCUUGCCCAGAUUGGAAACCCCAUAUGCUGAGUGAUUGAUCGAUUUUAAAGUGUAGCUGAUCGCCAUUCCAGCCUGUUUUCAAGCAAGGCCUAUGAUUAUGGAGGAAAUAAAUAAGUUUGAAUAUUGUAAAAGAGGCUUCUUAUUUGCUGUGUUGUAAUGCAUUUGAUUGCUAAUUCAAAAAAAAAUAUCUGAC
Messenger RNA from Darwinula stevensoni, 2709 nucleotides. NCBI's taxonomy places the organism in Eukaryota, Metazoa, Arthropoda, Ostracoda, Podocopida, Darwinulidae. The record is from the annotation of a GenBank genome assembly.